This is a messenger RNA of Penicillium crustosum, 237 nucleotides long. RefSeq lists its product as uncharacterized. The transcript has a single exon. The record is from RefSeq and is a predicted model, not a curated record. Lineage: Eukaryota; Fungi; Ascomycota; Eurotiomycetes; Eurotiales; Aspergillaceae. The coding region runs from base 1 to 237 and encodes 78 amino acids.
AUGGCGGCCACUACGUUCAUGCUGUGGGCAGUAUAUUUGGCAGCUUUACGAUGGAAAGAAUCGGGUAGCUCGGCAUCCCUGCCUUGGUAUACUGUUGGCAUACUGUUAGCUGUAAAUCACCUUCUCUUUGCGCCGGCUAUUGCACCCAAGGUUCAGGUUGGGAUCGAGGAUACGUCGCGAGGCUCAUCGACAAAGGAACUCGAGGGAUGGCUGACCGUCCAUCGUGUACGCACAUGA